This is a messenger RNA of Arvicola amphibius (Eurasian water vole), 1530 nucleotides long. It is a transcript of the gene Il20ra, whose product is annotated as interleukin 20 receptor subunit alpha. Gene Ontology annotation, molecular function: interleukin-20 binding. The transcript is spliced from 6 exons. The record is from RefSeq and is a predicted model, not a curated record. NCBI's taxonomy places the organism in Eukaryota, Metazoa, Chordata, Mammalia, Rodentia, Cricetidae. The coding region runs from base 52 to 1530 and encodes 492 amino acids.
GUCUCUGGCGGUUUGCCUAAACCUACAAAUAUCACCUUCUUGUCUAUCAACAUGAAGAAUGUCCUGCAUUGGAAUCCGCCCGAGGGUCAACACGGAGCUGAAGUCACAUACACUGUGCAGUAUUUCAUAUACGGGCAGAAGAAAUGGCUGAGUGUGUCUGAAUGCAGAAGCAUCAGCAGGACCUACUGCGAUCUUUCUGCUGAGACCUCAGACUACGACCACCAGUACUAUGCCAAGGUGCAGGCCAUUCAGGAAACCCGGUGUUCGGAAUGGGCUGAAACGGGACGGUUCUAUCCUUUCUUAGAAACACAAGUUGGCCCGCCAGAGGUUGUCCUGAAAACGGGCGAGAAGUCCGUCUCUAUUGUCCUGACAGCACCGGAGAAGUGGAAAAUAAAUCCCAAAGAUGACCCUGUCUCUAUGCAACAGAUAUACUCCACACUGAACUACAACGUGUCUGUGUAUAACACUAAAUCCAGAAUGUGGUCCCAGUACAUCACCAACAGCACACUGGAGUUCAGCUGGCUGGAGCCAAGCACUCGGUACUGCGUCCAGGUGGAGUCUUUUGUCCCAGGGCCCCCUCGCCUCCCUCUACCUUCUCAGAAACGAUGCUUCAGUACUUUGAAAGAUCGAAUGUCAGCAUUGAAGUUUAAAGUCAUCUUCUGGUAUGUUUUGCCCACGUCUGUCAUCGUCUUUCUUCUUUCUGUGAUUGGCUACUCAGUUUACCGUUACAUCCACGUUGGCAAAGAAAAGCACCCAUCGAAUUUGGAUUUGAUUUACGGAAAUGAAAUUGAAAUUUUCUUUGAACCUACUGAAACAAUUACGCUCAAUUUUAUCACCCUCAAUAUGUUGGAUGAUUCUAAACGUUCUCAAAAGGAUAUGAGCUUACUGGGAAAAAGCAGUGAUAGUUCCAGCCUGAAUGACCCCGAGCUCCGUGGGAGCCGAGAACCCCAUCUGGAGGAGGUGGAGAGACAACUCUUAGGAUACUCUUCGCAUUUGAUGGACAGUGUCUGUGGUGCUGAGCGAAGCGACAGAAAUGCUUGCCUAAGCCAGCGUGAAUGGCUUAGCGGCACCAUGCCCACACCGGAGGCAGACACGGAGCCCGAGUACAGUGUCCCAACUGAUUUCUACAGGGAGGCCGAAGACCACCAGUUCGGAGGGCAGGAAGAGGCAUCCAGCACAAGGAAAUUAUCCGAGUCACAGGCAGCUUUAGCCAACUUAGGCCCGCCUUUUGAAGACCUACGUCACCGGGGACAGGAGCAUCCUGGCUCAGGAGAGGGGCCAGAGGAAGAGUCAUCUACAACACUGGUGGAUUGGGACCCUCACACUGGCAGGCUGUGCAUCCCUUCUUUACCUAGCUUUGGCCAGGAGCCUGCGGAAUACCGACGUUAUGAUAGAGACCGGCUCGCAGAGGGUGGCCUUUUGUCUAGACUCUAUGAGAGCCAGGCACCUGACGAGCCAGAGGACAAACACGAGAACUAUUUCAUGCAGUUUAUGGAGGAAUGGGGGUUGAGUGUUCGAAUGGAAAGCUAA